GUAGCCGUGUCGGUCGCGAUACUCGUUCGCCGAGAGAAGAAGCGGUUUGUGUGUGUGUUCGUCUGUACUCUCUUCUCCGAUCGUGUGCUGCCUUGCUUUUGGUGGUAUCACUCGUCGUCGUCGUCGUCGUCGUCGUCGUUGUUGUCGUUGUUGUCGUCGUUGUCGUCGUUGUCGUCGUUGUCGUCGUGAUCGUGGUCGUGGUCGUUAUCGUCGUCGUUUUCGUAGUCGUCGUUGUUAUCUUCGUUGUCGUCGUCGUCGUCAUCGCUAUCUGUCGUUUCAUCGAGCGUGUAUUCGCGUUCACCUCCCUGGUCGCGUAUCGCGCGCGCUUUUUCCGCCGGUUAUUUCGUAGCCGGCAAAGCGCUACGUGCCACCGUCUUCUUCGUGUGUACGCAGUUUCGUUUCGCACCGCGCGACUAACCUAUAUUACACUACGCACGGACAUGUUGAAUUACACGAAGUUGAGAUGUGUUACGGAUUACGCAGUGAGAAGGAGCAUGUCGACUGCGAAGGCAGUGGAAAAGGAAUGGGGCUCUGCAAAUCGUCAUAAUGUAAUCGUUAUAUGUGGUUACCCAAGGAAUGCAGUUGUAGCAGUGUGCUGGCAAUCGCCUUGAGCAGUAGGCAAGAUUAUGGUGCAGGUGAUAAAUUUCGUUUGGUUCUUGCAACGACCUUGAGGGAGGACGGUUAUCCCGAUGGAGGGGAGUGGAACGCGACGGAACAGGAAGGCGGUUCCAGAGCAGAUAGCUUUGAAUACGUGAUGUCCGGUAUGGUUUAUCGAAUCGAAGGUGACGAGGCAAGCAACGAACCUAGCAGUAGACUAUCUGCCUACGUAUCCUUUGGAGGAUUGCUGAUGAGGUUACAGGGUGACGCAAACAACCUACACGGUUUUGAGAUCGACCAGCAUAUGUAUCUACUAAUGAAAAAAUUGGCGUUCUAACUUCAUUACAUGCGCCGCAAUUAUUGAUUUAGGAAAUGUGUGUAUAUUAAAUGCAUUCUUUUCAAGGAGAACGUUAUUAUUAAUCAAUCUAGAACAAAGAUGAUUCAAUUGUUAGAAAUUAUUAAUGGUCGAUAUUAUUGCAGAAAGAAAUUUCUUGUAUAUUGCAAUAAUCGAGGAAACAGUACAUUGACGUAAAACAGGAAAUAUGUAUUCUGUUUUCUAGCUGAUCGAUCACUAAUCAUAUUUUCCAAUUCAUGAAUCAUUACUAAGCAUUGUUACUGCCAUUGCGAUUUUCAGAUACGUGCUAAUUAAUAAAGGUAUUUUUCCACGUAAAAAA
This is a messenger RNA of Bombus pyrosoma, 1271 nucleotides long. It is a transcript of the gene Rpb8, whose product is annotated as DNA-directed RNA polymerases I, II, and III subunit RPABC3. Gene Ontology annotation, biological process: DNA-templated transcription. Lineage: Eukaryota; Metazoa; Arthropoda; Insecta; Hymenoptera; Apidae. The record is from RefSeq and is a predicted model, not a curated record. Gene Ontology annotation, molecular function: DNA-directed RNA polymerase activity. Gene Ontology annotation, cellular component: RNA polymerase III complex; RNA polymerase II, core complex; RNA polymerase I complex. The transcript has 3 exons. Bases 560 to 934 code for a protein of 124 amino acids.